GCGCCAUAGGCUUUCUGCAUAUACUUGCUGUUCCCUAAAUCUUUAGUAAUUCAACUUCGCCGUUAUUCAAAAUGGGCCUGAAGGAGGACUUCGACGCGGCGGCCAAGGAGGCAACCGACAACCUCCCCAACACCCUCAGCAAUGACGAGAAGCUGGAGCUGUACGCGCUGUUCAAGCAGGCCAACGAGGGUGACUGCAACACCGCCCAGCCCGGCAUCUUUGACCCCAAGGGCCGCGCCAAGUGGAGCGCCUGGAACGCGAAGAAGGGCCUGGGCAAGGAGGAGGCAAUGCAGAAGUACAUCGACUACGUUGCCUCCCUCAAGGCCAAGCACGGUACCAAGUAGAUUGAAGCAGGAUGAUACAGAUGUGGAUUGUUGGGGCUGACUGAAGCAGGUGGUGCUGCUGACGCCGGGAGGAGGCGGAUGGGGCGGCGGUCGCAUGCGCCGGAGUCAGCGGCUGCACGCAGCUCCGCGGCGGCGUGGGUUGUGUUGCGAGUCGGUGCCAGAAUGUGUUUGAGAGCGGCACGCUACACUAAACAUGUGAGUUUAUUCAGUUUAGGCAAAGAGAACAGGCGAUUGAUUGUGUUGGGAGUGUAACGCCUUUGGAGGCCCAA
Chlamydomonas reinhardtii is the source of this 613-nucleotide messenger RNA. RefSeq lists its product as uncharacterized. Gene Ontology annotation, molecular function: fatty-acyl-CoA binding. Lineage: Eukaryota; Viridiplantae; Chlorophyta; Chlorophyceae; Chlamydomonadales; Chlamydomonadaceae. The coding region runs from base 72 to 344 and encodes 90 amino acids. Gene Ontology annotation, biological process: fatty acid metabolic process. The transcript is spliced from 5 exons. The record is from RefSeq and is a predicted model, not a curated record.